This is a messenger RNA of Carya illinoinensis, 1867 nucleotides long. Its product is annotated as SRSF protein kinase 1-like. The record is from RefSeq and is a predicted model, not a curated record. The transcript is spliced from 4 exons. NCBI's taxonomy places the organism in Eukaryota, Viridiplantae, Streptophyta, Magnoliopsida, Fagales, Juglandaceae. Gene Ontology annotation, molecular function: ATP binding; protein kinase activity. The coding region runs from base 328 to 1674 and encodes 448 amino acids. Gene Ontology annotation, biological process: regulation of mRNA processing; spliceosomal complex assembly; protein phosphorylation.
CACCGGAAAUAACAAGAAUAAGGAUGAAUAAAAAAAAAAAAGUAAGGAAAACCAAAAAAAGAAAAAGAAAUAAACAGGGUAACACAGCAAGGAAAGAGUCUCCUUCACAUCAUCACCACCUGCAAGUAACAUAGAAAAGAGACCCACUCUCUUUUCUCUCCUUCUCUUUUGGUUUUGGGUCUUCUCCAAAUCUAAUAUCCGUCCAUUUCUGUCUCAUCGUCCAGGAUUUUUGUUACUAUAAAACGAAAAGAAAAGUAGCGGUGCAGAAUUCAAUCAUACCCGGAAAACUAAUCUAUUACAAUCAAACCAGACGGUAGAGGGAAAGACAUGUCUUGUUCGUCUUCAUCAGGUUCGGAGGAAGAUGAGGAGGGAAUGGAGUCGUACAGAAAAGGAGGGUACCACGCCGUCAGAGUUGGGGAUCAGUUCGCAGGAGGCCGCUACAUCGCUCAGAGGAAGCUGGGUUGGGGCCAGUUCUCCACCGUCUGGCUCGCCUACGAUACUCGCACCUCUGAAUUUGUGGCUCUCAAGAUCCAGAAAAGUGCAGCACAAUUUGCUCAAGCUGCACUUCAUGAGAUUGAAGUCCUUUCAGCUAUUGCCAGUGGCGAUCCCUCAAAUUCCAGAUGCAUUGUGAGACUCAUUGACCACUUUAAGCAUACAGGCCCAAAUGGGCAGCAUCUUUGCAUGGUGCUUGAGUUUCUUGGCGAUAGCUUACUCCGGCUGAUCAGGUAUAAUCGAUACAAGGGCCUUGGAUUAAAUCAAGUUAGGGAGAUCUGCAAGUGCAUUUUGGCAGGUCUGGACUAUUUGCAUAGAGAGCUUGGUUUAAUCCAUACUGACCUGAAACCUGAAAAUAUUCUUCUCUUUUCCACCAUUGAUCCUAGCAAAGACCCAGUUAGGUCUGGACUCACACCAAUUCUUGAGAGGCCUGAAGGGAAUCCAAAUGGAGGAACUACUAUGAAUCUCAUUGAAAAAAAGUUGAAAAGAAGGGCGAGGAGAGCAGUUGCUAAGAUAUCUGAAAGAAGAGCUUCUAUGGGAGGAGGACUAGGAGGAGGAGGUGCAAAAUCUGAGAGAAAUCUGGAUGGGAUUGAUGUGAGAUGCAAGGUUGUGGAUUUUGGAAAUGCAUGUUGGGCUGAUAAUCAGUUUGCACAAGAAAUCCAAACUAGGCAGUACAGAGCUCCUGAAGUUAUACUACAAGCUGGAUAUUCCUUCUCUGUUGAUAUGUGGUCAUUUGCUUGCACUGCGUUUGAACUUGCUACUGGGGACAUGAUGUUUGCUCCUAGUAGUGGAAAAGGGUUUAGCGAGGAUGAGGAUCAUCUUGCUCUAAUGAUGGAACUCCUUGGAAAGAUGCCUCGAAAGGUAGCCAUUGGAGGAGCACGGUCCAAAGAUUUCUUCGACAGACAUGGGGAUCUAAAGAGAAUUCGGAGGCUGAAAUUCUGGCCGCUUGAUCGAUUGCUGGUUGAUAGGUACAAAUUUUCUGAGAAUGAUGCGAGUGAGUUUGCAGAGUUUCUUUGUCCCCUUUUCGAUUUUGCACCAGAGAAGCGACCAACUGCUCAGCAGUGUCUGCAGCACCCAUGGCUCAGUCUCAGGAAUUCAACACAAGGUGAGAUGAAUAAUGAGGCUAAUCUGGGAAACUUAAAUGUUGGGAUGAGCAACCUUCAGAUUAAGGUGGGUAAGUGAACAAGGCAUGAAAAAUGUUGGUAGAGCCACACUUUAUUUCAGAGCCCCUCCCUUCCCUUGUAUGACUAUUGAUUGCAAUUUUUUGUUAUGUUACGGUGAUAUUAAGAUUUAUUUAUUUUACUAACUCUACAAGAUGUAAACUAGUAAUGAUUCUUGAGAGUUGAUGACUUUAAUGAGAAACGUUUGACUGCAA